AUGGAAGUGGUCCGUGUCGCGGAUCUGCAGCACGGCCAGCGCAUUCCGCGCGCGGAGCUGGCCAAGCGUUUGCGAGAGCGCCAAGGGCACGCGCAUGUUUCUGAAAUUGACCUCGUGCGCGACGUCCUGUACCUCUUGCAAGGAAUCAGCGGCGCGUACGUGUGCCUGCGUACAGAGUGGCAGCUCCCGCACGACGGCGACAGCCAGGAACAGCAUGCUCCGCAUCAUAUUUUGCGGCUUGAGUUUGAUGAGCGCGACGGGAUCAUUUCAGCGCCGACCAAAGACGUGAUCCAUCGGCUCGCCGAGCUCGGCCAGCUCUACGUGCGUGUCUCGCAGUUUGUCGAGGCACAUACCAAUGCUGCCGGCACGGAGCGCACGACCCAGAGUCUGUGCCACUUUAUCGCGAGCGAGCUCGACGCAUACUACGCGAUGGUCUCGGACAUCGAGACCGACUGGAACCAGCUCGCAGAGGCCGCAGAAGGCGGUGCGCCGCUUCCCACGCCGCGGCUCACGCUCCUGCGUCUUAUGCAGCAGACGCGCGAGCCACUAUUGCGCAUGCGCCUGAUGAGUGCCAUGGUCGAGCGGUGCAAGGACGCACGCGGCGGCGCGCUCGUGUCUGCCAUGCACACCUAUACACUCACCGGCGACCCCUUUAUCCGGCGCUUUACCAUGCGGCUCCUCGACCACGUCUCGCGCCCCUUUUUCCAUACCCUUUCGCGCUGGAUCUACGAUGGAGAGCUGGAGGACCCGUUUCAUGAGUUUUUUGUUGCGCUACAAAAGCCCGAUGCGGCGCGGCGAUUGCGCCGCGCGCCGCCGGAUGCAGAUCUCAUGGUGCUGGACGAGCCCGGGACAGACGCCGCCGACGUGUGGCACAGCAAGUUUUGCGUGCGCCUCGCGCUGUUGCCUGCGUUUUUGAGCGAGCAGUUUGCGCGCAAGAUCUUUAGCACGGGCCGCUCGCUCAACUUUAUUCGGUGCUCGUGCGGCGAGCAGGACUGGGCCGCAGUGCACACCUCUUUGCAAGGCAAAGAGGUGCUACGGUACUCGGAUAUGGCGGCGCUCGAGCACACCAUCGACACGGUGUACACCACCGCGAGCACGCGACUUGUGCACCUCUUCCUCACCCGGUUCCGCCUGCACGAGCACUUGCGCGCCUUGAAGUCGUACCUGAUGCUCACCAUGGGCGACUUUGCCGACGCGCUCAUGCAGGCACUUGCGCCGAGCCUCUCGCGCCCCGCGCAUACGCUCUACCAGCACAACCUCAGUGCCGCGCUUGAAACUGCGAUCCGCAGCUCAAACGCGCAGUACGACGACCAGGACAUUCUGCGCCGACUCGACGCGCGCUCGCUCGAGUUUGCCCCUGGGGAUCUCGGCUGGGAUACCUUUACGCUUGAGUACCGCGUCGAGUCGCCCGUGAGCGCAGUGCUCGAUGCGAGUGCCAUGGCGGGGUACCAAAUCCUGUUCAACUAUUUGUGGAAAAUCAAGCGCGUGGAGACGGUGAUGAAUGCGUCGUGGGUCGAGCUGGUUGCGAUGAUGAAUGCGUUUCUACGGAGCAGGCAGCGCCACGACGUGCCGCCUGCGCUCCUCAAACACACACGCACCGUGCUCGGGCACCUUGAGGAAAUGGCGCACUUUGUCCGCCAGCUGCAAGGGUUCUGCCAGCUGGAAGCCAUUGCCUACUCGUGGCAGUCGCUCGAGCAUGCGUUUGCGGACCAUUUUGACGGCGAUCUUGACCAGCUGAUCGAGCAGCACCGCACGUAUCUGCACACCCUCAUCAACAAGGCGCUUUUGCGCGGCGGGAGAAAGGGGCAAGCGGACCAUCUCGCGGGCGAAGUGCGUGCACAGCUCGAUACGGUUCUUGCGUACUGCGCUGCUGUCGAUGAGCUGGCGCGGUACAUGACCGCGGAGCUUGCACGCAUCGCGAGCGGCAUGGAUGCAAUGCCCGCGACGGAGCGGGCGUAUGCACACACAAGCACACGCCUUUCCACCAUCCACGCACACUUCCGCACACGCAUUCAGGCCAUGAUUGGAGUGCUGGAACGCCAUCCGAAUUUGUCUGUGCGCGACUUGGCGCGCCGCUGGAACUUUAAUCUAUUCUACCGCCGGCCCCAUGGCGAUGAGACGACACGUAGCUAG
Messenger RNA from Malassezia vespertilionis, 2133 nucleotides. RefSeq names its product Microtubule-nucleating Tub4p (gamma-tubulin) complex component (gene SPC98). The transcript has 2 exons. Gene Ontology annotation, cellular component: equatorial microtubule organizing center; gamma-tubulin small complex; spindle pole. The record is from RefSeq and is a predicted model, not a curated record. Gene Ontology annotation, molecular function: gamma-tubulin binding; microtubule minus-end binding. Lineage: Eukaryota; Fungi; Basidiomycota; Malasseziomycetes; Malasseziales; Malasseziaceae. The coding region runs from base 1 to 2133 and encodes 710 amino acids. Gene Ontology annotation, biological process: meiotic cell cycle; microtubule nucleation; cytoplasmic microtubule organization.